Molecule: messenger RNA, 600 nt
Organism: Sparassis crispa
Lineage: Eukaryota; Fungi; Basidiomycota; Agaricomycetes; Polyporales; Sparassidaceae
Product: 40S ribosomal protein S11-B
Exons: 6
Coding region: 1-600 (199 amino acids)
Biological process (GO): translation
Cellular component (GO): ribosome; cytosolic small ribosomal subunit
Molecular function (GO): structural constituent of ribosome
Source: RefSeq, a predicted model, not a curated record
AUGGGAAGGAGACUGCAAAGUCCGUCGGCAAUCACCGAGCUGUACAGUUUUGUAACCUGUGGCUUCCCAGUCCGCCUAGACUGGCGAAAUUCGGUAACAGAUCCCGUACUCAACCUCACCGCCCCCAAGACCAACAUGGCUGACCAAAUCGAGAAGGCCUACCAGAAGCAACACCUCUUCCAAAACGCGAAGGCUCGCGGCGGAAAGAAGGUCUCUGCGAAGGAGAAACGGUGGUACAAGGAUGUUGGUCUGGGAUUCAAGACACCUGCUGAGGCGAUCACUGGGACAUACAUCGACAAGAAGUGCCCAUUCACCGGUGACGUUUCUAUCCGUGGCCGUAUCCUGACCGGCCGCGUCGUAUCGACGAAGAUGACCCGCACGAUUAUCAUCCGACGGGACUAUCUCCAUUAUAUCGCGAAAUACAACCGUUACGAGAAGCGUCACAAGAACCUUGCAGCGCAUAUUUCUCCAGCUUUCCGCGCUGAUCCUGGUGACGUUGUGACCGUUGGCCAAUGCCGGCCGCUAUCAAAAACCGUACGAUUCAACGUUCUCAGGGUAUCGAAGAGCAAGGCGGCGGUGAAGGCAUUCGGCAAGUUCUAG